AAUUUAUCGCUCCGCCGCUCCUGCAGCGAUUUACCUUCUCCCCGACUCAGUGCUAAAUUCUUGCCGGGGCGACCCUUAAAGCCGCAUCGCGGCGCGGAUUGGCCGGAUGGGCUCCACCUCGGCCCUGGCGCAUCUCCAAGGAUGUCCGGCAGAUCGGUGACGUAUGGAGCUGGCCCAUGACUGCAUCGUCGCUUGGAUCUGGAGAUACUUUGGUGCCUGGCCAUGAUGUAAUAGUAAUGUGCAGUGCAGCAGCAAUCAUCCCGCAGUACGAAUAUUCAGCCCUACUCGGGCUAUCCGACCCCGUCCACCAUGAAGUCCUUCACCGUCCUCGCGCUCAGCACCCUCGCUACAACCACGACUGGAAUCGGUUUCAACCCUUUGCACCAUCUGGCUGGUAUCACACCAUACUAUGCCCCUCAGGACCCUCCCAUUGACCCCAAGCCACACCCGGGCUGCAAUGUGACCCGCGCCGCAUACCUGGUGCGCCACGCCGCCAUCUACGCCAACGACUUCGACUACGAGUCGUACAUCGAGCCCUUCGUCGAGAAGCUGCGGAACACCACCCAAGACUGGCAAUCGACCGGCGCGCUCUCCUUCCUCCGCAACUGGACUGCCCCCGUCGACGAGGAGCACCUCGAGAAGAUCACCCGCGUCGGCCUGCAGGAAGCGACCACUCUGGGCCGGAAACUGCACCAGCACUACCCCACUCUCCGCGCCGACAAGGUGUGGACCUCGACCGCUGACCGCACCGUCAAGUCCGCCGAGGGGUUCAUCAACGGCUACACGAACAACCAGUCCGCCGCCCUGGAUCUCGUCCAGGUGGCCGAGUCCAAGUCGACGGGCGCGGACUCGCUGACCCCAUACAAGGCCUGCCCGGCCUACAGCUCCAGCUACGGCAGCGACCAGUCGAAGGAAUUCAUCGACCACUACACAACCCCGAUCAUCGCGCGGCUCGACACGCUGGCCCCGAAGUUCAACUUCACGGCCGAUGACGUGACGGCCAUGUUCGAGCUGUGCGGCUACGAGACGGUGAUCCGGGGGUUCUCGCCGUUCUGCUCGCUGGCGCUGUUCACCUCGGCCGAGUGGCUGGCCUUCGAGUACGCCAACGACAUCAUGUACUUCUACAACACGGGGUACGGCCGCCCGCUGAGCCCGCACAUCGGGCUCCCCUGGGCCAAGGCCAGCUGGGCCAUGGUCUCCGGCGACACCAACACCAGCGAUACGCUGUAUGUCUCGUUCACCCACCGCGAGCUCCCGCCCACGGUCGUCACGGCGCUGGGCCUGUUUAAUAACAGUGCUUUCACCGGCGCGGAUGACCUCAACACCACCAUGCCCCUCGACCAGGUCAACUACAACCGCGCCUGGAAAAGUAGCCACAUCCUUCCGUUUCUGGGCAACAUCGCCAUCGAGCGGUUGGAGUGUGAUGUCCCUGGUUACGAGAGCCCGGAGUACUACCGCGUCUUGGUGAACUCGGCACCGCAGCCGCUGGUGGGCUGUCGCGAUGGUCCGGGUGAGAGCUGCUCCCGCGAGGGGUUCAGCAAGUUCAUGCAGGAGAGAGAGGAGCUGUACGGUGACUUUGGAGGGGCCUGUGGUAACGGGUCGGCUGUUGAUACCUUGAGCAUUUAUAAUUAGUUUGGACGGGGUUGAGGGUGUUGGGGUUUAUGAGUAACGAUUGAUAUAGUUGUAAUAUAC
Messenger RNA from Aspergillus aculeatinus CBS 121060, 1692 nucleotides. Its product is annotated as putative histidine acid phosphatase. The transcript has 3 exons. Gene Ontology annotation, molecular function: acid phosphatase activity. The record is from RefSeq and is a predicted model, not a curated record. Gene Ontology annotation, cellular component: fungal-type cell wall. NCBI's taxonomy places the organism in Eukaryota, Fungi, Ascomycota, Eurotiomycetes, Eurotiales, Aspergillaceae. The coding region runs from base 310 to 1632 and encodes 440 amino acids.